Mytilus trossulus (common blue mussel) is the source of this 1647-nucleotide messenger RNA. RefSeq names its product sialate O-acetylesterase-like. Gene Ontology annotation, biological process: carbohydrate metabolic process. The transcript is spliced from 9 exons. The record is from RefSeq and is a predicted model, not a curated record. Gene Ontology annotation, molecular function: sialate O-acetylesterase activity. NCBI's taxonomy places the organism in Eukaryota, Metazoa, Mollusca, Bivalvia, Mytilida, Mytilidae. The coding region runs from base 105 to 1604 and encodes 499 amino acids.
UAGCCUGGCGGAUCAAUUUCAGUGGUGCAAUUUCUGUAUAAGUUACAACAGAGUUAACACUUCUGCUACGCAUUCAGGCUUUGUUAAAAAUACACAACGUCGAAAUGUGGAAAUAUAUUGUAACUAAUUCACUUUUCUGGAUGUUGCAUACAAUCCGAGCUAAUUCCUUCUCAUUCUCCCCCUAUUAUGCUAACCACAUGGUAUUACAGAGAGGAGCCAAAGGGGCGUCAAUCUGGGGACAUUCAACUGUACAUGGAGAUAAAGUACAGCUUUACGUCAACAACAUCCUUUCUGGUAGUACUACUGUUGAUUCUAAUGGAAUAUGGCAAUCAAAAGUGGUCGAUCCCGGAAGUAAUAAAGCCACUGUAAUAACGGCAUCAUCCAGCGUGGGGAAUAUUACUCUUAAUGAUGUUCUGUUUGGAGAUGUGUGGCUGUGCUCAGGACAAAGUAACAUGGAAUUUAAUGUUAACGGGCUCGCGAAUAGCAGCGAGGAAAUAAGUGAUGCAAGUAAUUACCCGAAUAUAAGAUUGUUCCAUGUUGGACAUCAUACAACACUAACAGCAGAUGGAGACCUAAACAGUAUCGCAAAACCAUGGGCCAAACCAAAUAUUGCCUCAUUACCAAGUUUUUCUGCAGUAUGCUGGUUGUAUGGUAAAUAUCUAUCGUCACACAUCAACCGACCAAUAGGAUUGGUGGAAUCUAACUGGGGAGGAACUAGAAUUGAAGCCUGGUCGUCACCGGAUGCAUUAAAGUCAUGCGCAAAUACUGGGAGGAAACGACGGGCAGUUAAUCCAAACGCAGAGUCUGUCUUGUGGAAUGGUAUGAUCAACCCACUACUAAGGAAUACUAUCUAUGGAGCUAUUUGGUAUCAAGGAGAAUCAAAUGCAGGCAAUUCUGAUGGCUACAAAUGCAUGUUUCCCGCCAUGAUUGAUGACUGGAGAAGUAAAUUUUAUGCAAAUUCACUCCAUACAACUGAUCCAAAAUUUCCUUUUGGAUUUGUUCAAUUGGCAGCUUGGCGACCAUCUGCGGCUAAUUCUGGAUUCCCGGAUUUACGAUGGUCUCAGACGGCAAAUAACGGCCAAGUCCCGAAUGCGAGACUUCAGAACGUGUUUAUGGCUGUGUCGAUGGAUUUACCCGAUUUUUCCUCUCCUUAUGGCAGCAUCCAUCCGCGACUCAAACAUGACAUUGCUGCAAGGCUAGUGUUGUCUGCGUUAGCAGUAGCUUAUAAAGAAACAGGUGUUAGCUUCCAAGGUCCAUAUCCCACCAGAUUUACGUCACAUCAUAAUACCAACACAAUCAUUAUAGAGUAUGAUCAUGGUACUUCACCACUUGACAUAAGGUCCAGUGACAACUUCGAGAUAUGCUGUACAACAACGAACCACGUAUGUGUGAAAUAUGAUAAAGGCUGGAUAUCUGCGCCAAUGAAAAGUCAUGACACAUCUUCUGUUACGAUAAAUACUUCCGGUUGUCAGCUUGGACAACAUUAUAUAGGAGGAGUUAGAUAUGCGUGGAAAGAAAGUCCGUGUCCAAUGAAACAAUGCGCCGUCUAUGGAGCAGACAAUGGAUUACCUGGACCACCAUUCACUUAUUCAGCACAUUUGUAAAUGAAGUAUUGGAAAGCAUACAAUAAAAUGGGUAAACUUCGGA